AUGUCGAUCAAGCCAAAAUGGCUGCGAGAUAUCGCUUCCCUAGUCUUCACCGUCUACUAUCUGAUCGCGGCCGAACAGGCGGAUGAGAAGGUUCGGAAAGUCCGGGGCACAUUGACCCUCGAGCACCUACGUGUUUCAUGGAAUAAAGCAACCACGCCGUAUCUGUGGACGAUGGCAAAACUACUGCGUCCUCGACUAACCCGGUAUUCGGCCCGGGCAAUUCGCAUUCCGCGACCAAAGCACUCAGUCCACAAAGAUCCCGUCAAUGCAUGGCUUUACUUUGAUGGACCACUAAGUGCGUUGCGCGACCAGAAGUGCCUAGUCUUGGAUAUUCCUGGUGGUGGCUUUGUCGCUAUGGGCCCUCGCAGUUCAGAGGACAAAUUACUCUCCUGGGCGGGACAACUUAAAGUUCCGGUACUGAGUGUCGAUUACAAAAAGGCACCCGAAUAUGCCUACCCCUAUGCACUCCAUGAGUGCUAUGACGUCUAUCAUACCAUAAUGGCUACUAAUGGGCGCUGCUUGGGAAUGAGCGGCUCAGAACGCCCGCGCAUAGUCGUGACUGGCGAGAGCGCCGGUGGCAAUCUUGCUGUUGGAUUGACUUUGAUGGUUCUUCAAUCGGCUAUGGCGCAGGGCUGGAAAGGCGAAGAAGUACUACCAAAACCUGAUGGUCUGGUUUUAGCAUACCCUGCGCUCAACGUGAGAGUUGAAAGUUGGAUGACCGAUGAGCAGAUGGCCCUGAUCCAAGACAAGAGUACACGGCAAACGAAUAGCGGUAUUCUCCAGAGAAAGCAAGAUCAGUACCGCAAGCUCACCCCGUUCACUUCCCCUGGUCAUUCGGUUGAAGACCUGACCAAGCUCCCGUCGGAGGAAAAGCAGAAAGAGGAGGCAAAUAAUGUUGCCGCAGAAGCCUCAAAGGCACUUCGGGACAAAAUCAAAAAGAGUGAGGAGAUCAAUGGGAAGAAGGCUGUACAGCCCAGUGUAGACCAGGUUCAACCACUCAAAACUCGUCUUGCGGUUUCGUCAAUGAUAUCAUAUGUCCACGAUCGAAUCUUGACGCCAGAAAUGAUGCGAGCUAUGAUCAUUCUUUACAUCGGGCCCCAUCAUCGUCCUGACUUUAACACUGAUUUCUACCUAUCACCGGUUCUAGCACCCGAUGCUCUACUGGCGGCCUUUCCAAAGACUUACAUCUUGACGGGAGAGCGUGACCCACUUGUCGAUGACACUGUUAUCUUUGCUGGACGUCUUCGCCAAGCUAAACUGCACCUUUUCCAUGAACGUCAAGAUCUUGGCCUCGAAAAGUCUCAACGCCAGUUCAACGAAAAGGAUCACGUAGAGGUAUCCUUGAUCCCAGGUGUUUCUCAUGGCUUCAUACAAAUGGCUGGAUUCUUCCCCGACGCUUGGAAGUAUAUCAAUCGCAGCGCGAAGUGGAUUGAGUCUAUCUUCGAGUCGGCGGACCUUCAUGAAUCGGAAUAUAGUCUCCUACAGCUAUCCCACGCAUCCAACGCCACAUCUGAGAAGCGGAAGGGGCCAUACAAAGCGAGUUGGCAGACAAACGGUCAUUCUAGACACCACCACCGCAAUCUGACUGCAGAGUCUUCUGCAGACGAAGAUAGACCUCUGGAAAUGGGCCUGAGCAAGUUGACGUCGCUCCCUGAAAAUGAAAACGCUACCGCCAGUUCGAGUUUACUCGCACGCCGGAAAAUAUCACGGUCAUCAUUCUCAUCGUCCCAGCUCAAAAGUGGCCUCGCAAACCUCGACGAUAGCACAGGCAGUGGAAGUGAUUUCUUGGCGAAGCUUAAGAGGCUAGAGAUGACCGCCAACCACGAUACAUUCCACCCUGAUGAGGUUAACAGUGCUCCCGAAAGUCCAUCGGCGUUUCGCCCGCGAGGUAAGAGUAUAGCUUCACUCGAUAGUGAAGAAGAUCUACUUGAUCGAAGAAUGAAUGGAAUCGCUGGUGGGCUCAUGGGGUUGGGCGAAGGAGCUCAAACUCCAGGUCUUUGA
Molecule: messenger RNA, 2001 nt
Organism: Penicillium waksmanii
Lineage: Eukaryota; Fungi; Ascomycota; Eurotiomycetes; Eurotiales; Aspergillaceae
Product: putative lipase
Exons: 1
Coding region: 1-2001 (666 amino acids)
Biological process (GO): triglyceride catabolic process
Cellular component (GO): cytosol
Molecular function (GO): triacylglycerol lipase activity; sterol ester esterase activity
Source: RefSeq, a predicted model, not a curated record